AUCUCAUCUGCGACAUACCUUUGUCCCGUGAGUUCUAGGUUCGACAACUUAAAUUUUUACAUGAAGCAGCGUCAAUUAGUUUGAAUUGCAAAAUUGCAUUGUCAAACUUCUCGAAUUCAAAGUGGAGCUUUGAAUAAAUGUCUCCUGCUGAAUGUAGCUAGGUUUGACAUUCAAGCUGAAUUUAUGGAAGCCAUUACAAUUAGACAAUCUUUCUGAGAAUAUUCCAAUCACCAAUGGAUGGUUUCCACUCGCUCGUUCGCCUACAAACAAACAUGAACCCGUGGAAGAUGAAAAAUACGACACGGGGAAUAACAUCGAAAUUCUGAAGGUUAUAAAAGUUGGUAGUUUCAUUACAGGCCAAGGUUGUUUUCUAUAUUUUGCUUUCCAGAACACACAUUUGCAAUAUUUUAGUUAUUUCUUAGCGGAAAAAAGAUUGUAAUCGGUUUUGAGUCAAUCAAUUUGGGCAUAAUUUUUGUCUAUUUUCGGCGGUAAGAUUCAGAUACUAUAAUAAAUUCUACUCCGAAUGGUUUUUAAAACACUCUUUCGAUUUAUUUUUUGGCAAAUAGUGUGAUAUUGGAAAAGUUUUUAAAUGCUUGCCAAACACAUCCUGAAAUGAGCAAUUUCAUCUCGCUAAGGAAAAAGUUACCAAUUCCUCGGAAGCAUAUUUUCAUCUAAUAUUGCAUGUUUUGAAUGAAGACUAUAGUGUCUACAAAACAUCAUCCGAGUAGUUUCAAGUCACAAAUAUUCUAGAUCAAUCAUCAAAAAGUGGAGGUCUUUAUCACAAUGUCUAAAAAUUCCUUGUGAACGAUCGGGGAGGAGAAUCGAACCUGGGACCUCUUUUGCAUUCCCUUCCUUUUCCAUGUUCAAAUCAAAACAAAAGUUUGAUGGUGUUAUUAUUCUUUACUGGAAGAAUCCUAAGAAAAUGUUGGGUUGUCCCAUCGUAACCAAAGCAAAGGACUUGUACGAGAAUGAACGAGAAACUUUGGAAAGUUUUUCAGGUUAAUUCUUAUGUUGGCCAUCAGGCACUUACACACCCCUAUCCAUACGAGUGCUCGGUAUUUUUAAGUAGAAAGUGGGUCAAUUUGCAAAGAGCGAUUUGGGAUUAAGAGGUCCUUACGAACAGUAUGUGUUUAUCUUUAUCGUGGAUAGGUUCUUGCCAAGGUCUUUUUCUUGUCUUUGAAAGAACAUUCGGCCUCAGUUGUCGUCUGGCUUUGUUCGAACAAAGAGCUGACGAAGAGCCCGUGAGAACAAAACGAAACCAAAAAUGGCGAUCAAUUUCCAGGUCGCAUUAGUUUGGAUUAGUGUCUUCUCUGUGGUACACAGUUAUCCACAACCACAAAAUGGAGAUGGGCUAGAAGGGCUCAGACGAAAUAUUCCUGGUGAGCCAGGGAAAGACUACCCCAUUUACUCCAUCGACGUCCUUCGAAAAAUAAACCCCCGACAAUUUGGGGACCAAUCGUCCAACAAGAAUGGAAACGGAAAUGGCGCCAACACUGGUGGUCAACAAGAUCUUAGAGGGGGUCGAAACAGCGGGAAAAAUGGCCGUCAAAACAAACGAAACAAUAGCGUCAACAAAAGUCAAUAUUUGGAGCAAGUCGCUCAAGGUCAGAUUCCUGGUCAACCUGGCCAAGAUUACCCGGUGAAUAGCGUCAAAGGCUUGAAAGGCAAGUUCACUAACUUGAAAUUAGCCCCUGCCCAUCUGAUCACGCCGGAUUACCCGAAGAACGCCCAAAUCAGAGGCGGUGGGAAUUCACAAAACAGACGGAAGAACCAAGGACAAAGGAAUCAGCAAAAGAACACCAACAAUCGACGACCUAAUCGCCCUGAAGCUCCCACUCAUACUGCACCAACCCAAUCAUUUCAACCUAUCAAUAAUGAUAAAGGUGUAAGGGUAUCAACCCAAUUCAAUCAAAAUUUUGAUCUUGAACCCCGCCCACAACAGCCGAAUUAUCCCAACAAUCAACCACAACCACAACGACAGCAGCAGCAGCAACAACAACAACAAGCCGCUCAGCCGUUACCAUUUGUGCCAACAAAUCCUGAUCCAGCUUUUCAAGAAGAGGUGUUUACUGGAAAUUACUGUCCCGGGGGAUCAUUGGAAGAAUGCAUCAACUUUUGCCCUUCCAAAUCUUAUGGUGAAUGCACCGCUAAAUGUGGGGAAGAAUGCUAAUCCCUAUGGUACACGUUCAACCAGUAUGCUGAAAUACUCGAGUUUAUAACAUGAGUCCAAUGAAGGUUAAA
This is a messenger RNA of Tigriopus californicus, 2241 nucleotides long. RefSeq names its product activating signal cointegrator 1 complex subunit 2 homolog. The record is from RefSeq and is a predicted model, not a curated record. The coding region runs from base 1265 to 2170 and encodes 301 amino acids. Lineage: Eukaryota; Metazoa; Arthropoda; Copepoda; Harpacticoida; Harpacticidae. The transcript has 4 exons.